Naumovozyma castellii is the source of this 849-nucleotide messenger RNA. It is a transcript of the gene GLO4, whose product is annotated as hydroxyacylglutathione hydrolase GLO4. The record is from RefSeq and is a predicted model, not a curated record. The transcript has a single exon. Bases 1 to 849 code for a protein of 282 amino acids. NCBI's taxonomy places the organism in Eukaryota, Fungi, Ascomycota, Saccharomycetes, Saccharomycetales, Saccharomycetaceae.
AUGUUAAGACAAGUAGGCAAGAUGUACGUUAAACCAAUCAAGAUGAGAUGGAGCACCGGGGGUGUCAAUUACAGUUAUCUUCUAAGUAGUCAGGAUAAAGAACAUUCCUGGUUGAUCGACCCUGCAGAAUCAGACGAGGUAAUCCCUCAUUUGGACCCUCAAGAGAGACUCAACAUUAGAGCCAUUGUGAAUACACACCAUCAUUACGAUCAUUCCGAUGGUAACAUUUCCAUGAUCAAUGAAUUGAAACAGGACGGUAAUCAGCACAUAGUGAAGAUUAUCGCUGGAUCUAAAAGUUCACCUGGUGUCUCUGAGAUACCUACUCAUUUGCAGAAAUACCAAUUGGGUAACUUGGAAGUGGUUUGUCUUAGAACGCCAUGCCAUACACAGGAUUCUAUUUGCUAUUACGUGAAGGAUUCUGAUACUAAUGAACAAUGCUUGUUCACAGGUGAUACUUUAUUUACUGGUGGUUGCGGAAGGUUUUUUGAAGGGAAUGGACAAGAGAUGGACCAGGCAUUGAAUAAGACUAUUUUGGAAGGUGUCGGGGAACCAAAUUGGAAUAUGACGAGAGUUUAUCCCGGACACGAGUACACGAAGGACAAUGUUAAGUUCAUUAGAAAGUUUGUGUAUCAAGAAUUGGGUGAUAAUGAAGCACUAGAUAAAUUGGAGAAGUUCUGUAAAAGCCAUGAAGUAACCACGGGUGAGUUCACUUUGGAUGAUGAAUUGAAAUUCAACCCAUUCAUGAGAUUGGAUGAUCCUAUAGUAAGAAAGGCAGUUGGAGACGCUGAAGAAAAAUGGGAACGUUCUAAGGUGAUGGAGACUCUAAGGAAAAUGAAGAACUCCAUGUAA